AGCAGGUAGAGGAUGGAUGAUUCUAGAAGACAGCCGAAUCGCAAUCCAUUCCCACAACGCACAUGGCCGGCGGAGGCGGAGGCGGUGGCGCCGGGUCGGGAGAGGUGGAGGCGGGGUUCGCCAAACUUCAGGGCGAGGACUUCGAGUACUACAUGCAGACCUACUCCAUCAUGCUCGGCCGCACCAGUAAGAAGUCAACUGUCGACGUUGACCUAUCCAGCCUCGGCGGUGGCAUGAACAUCUCCCGCCACCAUGCCCGCAUCUUCUACGACUUCCCCCGCCGGCGCUUCGCCCUCGAGGUCAUCGGUAAGAACGGCUGCCUCGUCGAGGGCGUUCUGCACCUGCCCGGUAACCCUCCCGUCAAGCUCGAUUCCCAAGACCUCCUCCAGAUUGGUGACAAGAAAUUCUACUUCCUCCUCCCCAUCCGAUCUAUGUUCGCCACAUCCGCCGCCGUCCGUCAGCUCCACCCCCCUGUCCCCGCUCCGCCCCCGACGAUGCCUGUCCCUCCGAUUCUGCCGCCUUUCGGUCGAAAAGGGCGGCCACGCCAGACAGACUUGUGGGAUGGUUCAUACGACGACGAGGCUGAGGAGGACGAGGGGGACGGAUUGGAGAAUGAUGGUUUCGCCCGAGCUGGGCUGAUGAAGGUGCGAAAGGUGUCCGGUGAGAUAGAAGGAUCCGGAGCAGGUUAUGGGGCUGGGCUCGCAGUGACUGUCGCUGGGAAGGCUGGACCUUCAGAGAGAAAGUCUGAAGCAAGAUCAAGGAUUGACAGGGAUUCGGAUAACCAUCAACUUUUACAAUUGGAAGAGAAGGAUGUUGUCUCAUCUGUAGCCACAGUACUAUCUGAUCUUUGUGGACCUGGAGAGUGGAUGCCUAUGGUAAAACUUCAUGCAGAGCUUGUGGAACAAUAUAGCAAUGUGUGGCACCACAGCAGAGUUAAGAGGUACCUCACAUCCGAGGACUGGCCCCCUCUUGAAACCAAAGGAAGACCUUGGUUUGGCCUCCUUACGCUGCUUCGGAAAUACCCAGAGCACUUUGUGAUCAAUACAAGAUCGAAAGGGAGGAUAACAUCCGAGUUUGUUUCCCUGGUGUCCUUGCUAUCUUAACCUUGUCACUGCAACGCAGCUCGUACGUGCAUUGUCUUGAAAAUAAAAACUAUGUCGCAGAGUUUAGAAAUUUACAUACAUGUGUGGUCUUUAGUUUAGAGUGUUGGAUGCCAGAGAACUUUGUGUUUGCUGUAAUCACUUGCGACAGCGCAGCUGCUAGUUAAUUCCCAUCAUUAAAUAUUAAAGAGACACUUUUUAUCAAA
Molecule: messenger RNA, 1306 nt
Organism: Zingiber officinale
Lineage: Eukaryota; Viridiplantae; Streptophyta; Magnoliopsida; Zingiberales; Zingiberaceae
Product: FHA domain-containing protein FHA2-like
Exons: 3
Coding region: 63-1103 (346 amino acids)
Biological process (GO): regulation of ribosomal protein gene transcription by RNA polymerase II
Cellular component (GO): nucleus
Molecular function (GO): sequence-specific DNA binding; protein binding
Source: RefSeq, a predicted model, not a curated record